Myotis brandtii (Brandt's bat) is the source of this 711-nucleotide messenger RNA. Its product is annotated as keratinocyte proline-rich protein-like. The annotation marks the transcript as partial. NCBI's taxonomy places the organism in Eukaryota, Metazoa, Chordata, Mammalia, Chiroptera, Vespertilionidae. The transcript has a single exon. The record is from RefSeq and is a predicted model, not a curated record.
AUGUGUGACCAGCAACAGAUUCCGUGUUGCCUGCCGCUCCCCCAGUGCUGUGUGAAGGGUUCCUCCUUCUUCCCCUCCCCGUACCCUUCUCCCCAGGGCCAGGUGGUAGUUCAAGCCCCUUGUGGGAUGCAAAUCAUGGAGUGCCCUGCACCAUGCCCAGUUCAAGUUUCCCAGGUGAAGGGCCAAGUUCCCUGCCAGUCCCAGACCAUUCAGGUGAGCAGCCAGGCUUCAGGCCAGGCUCAGACCGCCAGCGUGAAGGGUCAGGCUCCAGGCCAGUCCCAGACCACGCAGGUGAUCAGCCAGGCUGCAUGCCAGCCUGAGGUUUGCUACGUGCCGUGUGGAGCCCCAUGCCCUGUUCAGACCUGCUUUGUAGAAUGUGCUCCAGCUUGUUAUACAGAAACUCGCUACGUGGAAUGCCCCGUCCAAACCUAUGUACCCUACCCAGCUCCCCAGCCUGUCCAGAGGUAUGUAGCGUACCCCUCAGCAUGCCAGACUCAAGGAAGAUUCUCCACCCAGUGCCAAUAUCAGGGUUCCUUCGGCAGCUGCGCCCCCCAGCGUCAGUCCCGGGCUUCAUGUCGCACUUAUGCACCCCCAUGCCAGAGCCAGGGCUCUUACGGGGGCUUCCCCAUGCAGCGUCGCGCUAGGAGCACCAGCAGAUGCCUCCCUUCACGCCAGAUGAUGCGGCCUUCCUACCGCAGCUGCUCCCCACCC